AUGGGGUUUCAGAGCGCGACCCUCGCCGCAGCCAACGCUACUCCUGUCGCGUUCCGAACCAGCAGCUUGAGCAGCCAGACUAAUCCCGAACACGGUUGUAGCAGCAGCUACAUCCAGGUCCCCCACCGCAUCGCGUCUUCCCCUUCAUUCCUCCGCGCAACGACGUACCCCGCACACGUCCGCAGGCAAAUUUUGGCAAUUCCGCUGCGCGUUACGGCGGAAACUUCCCCCGCAGAUACUGCCAAGCCUGGCGGCCCCAAACCUGGCGGUUCCAAGCCUAGAGACGUGACUCCCGCCGCCCCUGCUGCUGCUGACGGUCCGGGGGUUGUAGCGGGUGCUACUGCCGUCCUGGAGGCGCCUGCGGUGCUUCAGCCGUCGUCGGCGGCCGGCAGCGACCCAGAUGCGGUCCGGCUGGUACCGCGAGUGGAAGAGCGCGAGGGGUAUUGGGUCCUAAAGGAGGAGUAUAGAACGAGUCUUAAUCCCGCGGAGAAGAUUAAGAUUGCCAAGGACCCGAUGACGCUGAUCGCGGAAGGCGGUAAGGCGCUUCGGGAGCUGGCUUUAAAGACGAUGGCGGAGGUGGACGGGAGUAAGGAGGCGAAGGACGACAUCGACUCGCGGUUCAAGUGGCUGGGACUGUUUCAUCGCCGCAAGCAGCAAUACGGUCGCUUCAUGAUGCGCCUGCGGUUACCCAACGGCAUCAUUACGAGCGAGCAGACGCGGUUCCUCGCUGACGUCAUCAGCCGUUACGGCGAGGAGGGCGUGGCGGACAUCACGACGAGGCAGAACUGGCAGAUCCGCGGGGUGACUCUUCAGGACACGCCGGACAUCAUUGAGGGGUUGAACAAGGUCAACCUUCGAUUCAUCCAGAGCGGAAUGGACAAUGCGCGCAACGUGGUGGGCAACCCACUGGCGGGGAUCGACCCCCUCGAGAUCAUCGACACACGCCCCUUCUGCCAAGCCAUCGAUGACGUCAUCACGGGCAAUGGGGUGGGCAACAGGGCUCUGUCCAACCUCCCACGCAAGUGGAACGCCAGUGUGGUGGGUUCACACGACCUAUUCGAGCAUCCCCACAUCAACGAUCUCGCAUUCAUGCCGGCCCUCCGCCGAACCUCGGACGGAGGUUCGGAUGGGGAGAUGGGGUUCGAGAUGCACGUGGGAGGGUUCUUCAGCAGCAAGCGGUGCGAGGAGGCAAUUCCGAUGGACGCGUGGGUGCCAGCUCAGCCUGCUGACGUGGCGGCUGCCAGCAGGGCAGUGCUGGAGGCGUUCCGGGACCUUGGGAGCCGCAGCAACCGGCAAAAGACGAGGAUGAUGUACCUUAUAGAGGAUCUGGGCAUGGAGGUGUUCAGAGCUGAGGUGGAGAAGCGCAUGCCCAAUGGCCACCUGCCACGUAAGCAGCCUGGGCUGGUCUAUGUGGGCCUGCACGUGCCUGUGGGCCGGGUUCACCCAUCGACCCUGCACGAGCUCGCGCGAUUGGCCGAGGAGUACGGCUCGGGGGAGGUUCGGCUGACUGUGGAGCAGAACGUGAUUAUACCGAACGUGCCUGAGGGGAGGGUGGCGGAUCUGCUGAAAGAACCGCUAAUGGUCGGUGGGAGUGGAGAGGUGGCAACGGGGGGAGAGAAAAGGGAGGGAGAGGCGGGGGCGGAGGAGGGGAAGGGGGAAGUGGGGAAAGGCGAGGGAUUGUAUGGGUUGAGUGCGCAGCCGGGGAAUCUGAUGGGGUCCCUGGUGGCGUGCACUGGUAACCAGUUCUGCGGACAGGCCAUCAUUGAAACCAAGCAGAGGGCGUUGCAGGUCACGCGACAGCUGGAAGAAACUUUGAAUCUGCCCGAGCCAGUGAGGAUCCACUGGACCGGCUGCCCGAACUCUUGUGGGCAGGUACAAGUGGCAGACAUCGGGCUGAUGGGAUGCAUGGCAAGAGAUGAAAACAAGAAGCCCGUGGAAGGAGUCGACAUCUAUCUGGGCGGCAGAAUCGGAUCUGAUUCUCACCUGGGGCAGGUGCACAAGGCAGGUGUACCCUCUCUCCGCGCUCCUCCCCAAACCUUCCGUGAUACCGACCGUGGUGUUAGCAUGGCGACCAGUAGGAUAGCACUUCCUGCGACUGAAUUCCCCCUCCACGUGCCAGUGGGCAUCAGUGGGUACGGGGUGACGCUUGAGAUGAAGGACUACGAAGUCCUUCGCGACGAGAAGGCCGAGUUCACAGAACCUUGCUUCGACCUCGGCCUUGCGUACGAGCUCGAUCGUCUGGGAAAAGGCGACAGGAUGAUCCUGAUCCGCGGUGCGAGUCUUCGCGCUGCCAGGACGGCGUCGAAGGCGGACCAUCUGAUUUUCGGGUCGGCCUUCGGCUUCGAAGCCCUCGCCAUCCCCCUGUGCACCAGUGGCGGACCUCUUCCCGGCAGGCACUGCAGCGUCCUGCUUGUUGUGCGCCCUGGCGACCUGCUUUUGCCCGACGAGGAGGAGAUCGGGACGUUCUACCGCCACCUCAACCCCAAAACCUCCUCCAAGCGGCACGAGGAGGAGGCAGCCAACGUUCUAAGGUUUUUCGGCGAAUGCGUGAAGGCGGAGUUGAACCGUGGGGGAAGGCAGUGGACGGCUGCGCCUCCUUCCGCCAAAGUCCUCUCCGAACGUCUGGAGAGUCUUUCCGCCCCCAUCCGUGAUGUGAGUUUCCAACGUCCAUGUCGCCUUGUCGCCUGGGCUAUCGUCGUCCAGGCGUCGACUCACCCUUUUCGUCGGCGCCAUGUGCUUCGGAUGUUGAUGCAGAAAUUGCCCGACAUCCUCAACGAGGAGGUCGCCGGCACGGGGCUGUUGGCGGUCAACGCGUUCGCGUGGUCGUUGGAGCAUCUGGACGACGUGCAUCGCAGCUACGAUCCGCUCAUCGUCGAGAACCCGAAGAUGGUCGGCUUGAAGGCGCUCCGACUAGAGCUGCUGCACCACGCGGAGAAGGCCACGUCGAACAAAGGGGAGGCGGCUUCGACCGUGGCCCGUGGCGUCGGAACCGCCAUCGCUCUGGGUGGGGAGGAGGAGCACGAGAGGGAGGACGUCGAGGGGGGCGGGGAGCACGACGGUGGCUCGGAAGAAGAGGAGGACGUGGAGCGUGAGGAGGACGACGUGGCAGUCACCGGCGAAGAGGAGGUAGUACAGUUCGCCGGUGAGAAGGUUGCGGAUAAGAGCGGCGGCAGUGGACCCAAUUUGGGCAAGAAGGCCCGGGGCAGCAGUGGCUCGACCCCGACUAGGAUGGCGUCAAAGGCGGCUAUCGAGCGUUUGAAGGCGGCGGAGAGGGAGAUCAAGAAGCUGAGGGAGGAGAAGCUGGUGGCGGAAAAGAGGCUGGAGUUCCAGACGGCCCGGAACGACACGAUGUACGGCGUGGUCACCUCGGCCGUGAACAAGCUCACUACAGACGCCGAGGGCGUGACCCAUCUCGAGCAGACGUCGGGGAGGAGCAUCCAAACGGCGGUGGACGCUAUGAGGGCGGUCGUGCAGGAGGCGGUGAGCUAUCGCGGCUCCACCCUAGAAUUCAUGAACACGCAGUGGCUGCCCACCGUGCAGGCCCUGCACUUGACGGCUACUGCUGCACAGGGUAGGCGACGGGAGGACGACCUCCUGCUGCUUCGAGGUGUGGCAGAUGCUCUUGGCCAGAAGAUCAAAACAGUCGUGUCUGCCGAGGUGAGGGCUGCCAUGGAGGGCAAGGCGCAGCGGAUCGCCGCUGCCGUGACUGCGAAGGUCGUUCAAGAGUUUAGGGACGACCUGGUGAAGGCGGUCACCUCCGCGACCCAACAGGGCAUUGGCACCGCCGGGUUUAGCCUCCUCCCAACUGCUCUCGCGUCGGUGAUGCACGGCGGUCGCGCAACCGCCGAGGAGAGUGGGCCGGCCCCAAGGCAGUCGGGGAAAAGGGUCGCCGACGAGAAAUCCCUGACCGAGGACCAGACCAGCGGCUCUAAGCGAAGCAGAGGACCUGCGAUGAAACGCGGUGUGGGCGUGGAUCCUCCUGCCCCUUCGUAUGUUCUCAGUCAAAAGCCAUCGUUCGACGAGUAUCUGAAAUGGCUCGAGGAUGAGGGUCAGAAAACCCCGGUAAUUCCUCCGACUCACAGCAACCAGGCAGUCGACCAAGGAGCAGAGGCAGCGAACGUCGCGGCGGCGACUGCAGGGCUGAGUGGCUCAACGGUGGAGGCGGCUGUGUGGAGAGCGGCGGAAGAGGCCGGCGGGGUGGACGAAGAGAUCCUCGCCAGCAUCGUGAUGCCGGACCCGGUAAUUGAGGUCAUGCGGGAAAAACUUCAAGCAGCAGCUCCCACCGUGGGAGCGCAACAGGGUGCACCAGCCGCCUCGACUGCUCCUGCGGAGGACCAUAGCGCGCCUGGCGCCAAAUCCCCCCCGGCCACAACCGGUGAGGUCGGCGAUGGGAAGCAGAAGCGCAAGGGCAAGGACAAGGCGAAGGGCGGCCCGGCGAAGGUCGGCUCUUCCAAGGGGACGUCCAAAGCGGCCGCGCAGGGUCGGAAGGGUUCAGGCGUCCGCAUUGACCCUUCAAAUGGGCUGGCCGUCUCGGAGAUGAAGUUUGGGAAGAAGAGCCGUUACAUCUGCCGGUCGAUGGACAAGUCCGAGGCCGCCUACUGCAUCGCUGUCGCCGUUUCAUCGUUCGACGGCUUCGUCAGCAACGUGGUUCUCGAGGAGUUCGGUGGGGUCAAGGAGGAAGUGAUGGCGCAGUAUAAGGCGGACUGGAAUGUGGCGCGAUUGAUUCCGGGGGGCAUGUGGAUGGUCAUGUGGAGCCGAGGGGCGAACGUCUUCCGCGACAGGAUAACCGGAGCCGACCGCGCAGCUCUCAUGUUGGCUCUUCGCCCGGCGGUGUGGUUCGGCGACCUUCCGGAGUCGACCGAGCCCGAGAAGGCCGCGAAGAAGAAGGUGGCGAGCGACAUGAUCGCACGCGUUUCGAUGUGUGCCGCCUUCGCACCGGUGGCCGCGAAAGUGACGCCCAUUCCGGGCGUCGGGUCGGAGCGGUUGUCCGAGAUCCUCGCUGGUACUGCGGCCGCGGUGUGGUGUUUUUCGGAGACCAAUGCCACGGCGGAAGUAGCGGCCAGCGAAGGGGGGGCGGCAGCGACCAUGCGCGGAGCGUCCAACGUGUUCGCGAGUCGGUGUCGGACCGUCAUCGAGGCGGUGCUUCAGCGGGCGGCCUCCCGGGUGGUCGUCGUAGGGGAGGACGCCGAAACGGUGACGAAGGACCUGCAGGCGGCUGUGGUGAGGUCGCUGCCUGAGGUCGGAGAGGAGCGCAAGCACGACGAGCUGAUCGCCCGUGUCAUGAUAGAGAACCUCGCCUUCUGGGGGGACUGCAAUGUCGGAGGCCCGAAGCUCAAGGCUCGCGGCGUCGAUUUGCCUAUCGACCCCCAGAUGAAGAUUAUCAUUCGGGACAGGGGGGCGAGGGGGCAGCAACACAAAGGGAAGCAGGUCGCCGACGCCUAG
This is a messenger RNA of Closterium sp. NIES-65, 5442 nucleotides long. The record is from the annotation of a GenBank genome assembly. NCBI's taxonomy places the organism in Eukaryota, Viridiplantae, Streptophyta, Zygnematophyceae, Desmidiales, Closteriaceae.